GGCGGCGGAGCGCGGCGGCGGCCGGCAGCAACUCGCGUCCUGCCGCAGUCUCUCGGCAGCUGGUCUGGGCGAGCGCAAGGGAGGAGACCCGCGCCCGGAAACCGCACUCGGAGCCGCGGUGACUUCCACCCGCGAUCGCGGCCCCCCGGCUCUCAAACACCUCCCGCAGCCUGGGAGGGUCAGCGUGGGAGGGCUUCCCGAUCUCUCGGGUCGGAUUGCGAACUUGGAGAGGACCGCGGCUCUCUCUCUGGCCUGGAGAGUGAACAGGAUUGUGGACCCUUUGGAGGUUGACAAUGACACAGUGAACCUGAAGGCUACCAGCAAAGCCAUCUGCUCGCAUCCUGAGUCUGAACAGUACAUCCCGUCGUCACCAACCAUGGCGAAGAGCGCAGAGGUCAAACUGGCCAUAUUUGGGAGAGCAGGCGUGGGCAAGUCAGCUAUCGUUGUGAGAUUUCUGACCAAACGAUUCAUCUGGGAGUAUGAUCCAACCCUCGAGUCAACCUACCGACACCAGGCAACCAUCGAUGAUGAAGUUGUUUCUAUGGAGAUCCUAGAUACCGCCGGCCAGGAAGACACCAUCCAGAGGGAAGGACACAUGCGCUGGGGGGAAGGCUUCGUGCUAGUCUACGAUAUCACUGACCGAGGAAGCUUUGAAGAAGUGCUGCCGCUAAAGAACGUCUUAGACGAAGUCAAAAAGCCCAAAAACCUAACUCUCAUCUUGGUCGGAAACAAGGCUGACUUGGACCACUCCAGGCAAGUGAGUACGGAAGAAGGGGAGAAGCUGGCUACAGAAUUGGCUUGCGCAUUUUAUGAAUGCUCCGCCUGCACGGGAGAAGGGAACAUCACCGAGGUGUUCUAUGAGCUCUGUCGCGAGGUGCGCCGCAGGAGGAUGGUCCAAGGCAAGACGAGGCGACGCAGCUCCACCACACACGUCAAGCAAGCCAUUAACAAGAUGCUCACCAAAAUCAGUAGUUAGAGGCCCUGCCAAGACGCGCUGAAAAUUGAGAAGUUCUUCCUGGCUCUUCUUUUGCCCUUCCAAACACGAGCGAAAUAUUCUUCUCCUUGUUUUGACUUUGGGAAACGUCAGGGUUUCUCGUGGUUCCUGGUCAGCUGCGUGCUGGGCAGUUCCCCAGUGUCCUCGCGGUCCUGAUGCUGUGACAGUCUCUCCCUUUCCUGCUUGCAUAGGAUCCGUGCUAAUGUAGUUUGAAGAUGUAACCACCAAGAUGCUGAAGUUGCUGGAUUGGCAGAAGCUAAUUUUAGGCAUCCCUGCCUUGCUUAAACACGUUGAAAUCUUUUCAGAGGCAUUUUAAGAUUCUGUUUCUUGUAGGAUACUGCAAAGGUCGCCAUAGUGUUUUGGGAUGUCUAGUGAGAAUUUGAGAAGGGUAGCUGAGCAAUUACAACGGAAAUAGAACUCUAGUUACCAUUCGAAGUAAGGAUUUUUUUAAAUUGCUAUCUUACUUAAAUUGUACAGUUUUUUCUUUAACCAUUAAUUUCAUUUUUAGGUUGAAAUGUUAUCACUGAUUUUAUUUCGUAAUGUAAUUGUCCAUUUCAAUUCAAAAUGGUUCUCUCAGUGAUCUAUAUUGGUCCUUAUAUGCCCAAUUCCAUUAUAAUUUCCUUAGUAGCAGAAGAAACAAGACCCACAAUUCACAUUCUGCUGUGUCUUUGCCCCCCUGAAGCCUGGGUGACAGAAAACACCAGGAAACUUUGUAUCAAAGCUUGAGGUCACUGCAUGUUAGUAGAGGACUUAGAGUUAGCGACACCUGGUUUGCGUGUUACUCUAAUAGCACUGUAGCAGGGAGAGAACCAUCUAAAUAAGAAAAUUCUGCUACCUAGUUAUUAUUCCCUAUUGGAAACCAAGUCUGAAUCCUGUGCAGUCAGCAGAGUAAACCUCUGAUACAAUAAGUUGGCCACAUACAUCCUUAACCUUUAAGCCUUGGAAGAAUUGGGGGAAAGAAUGGGUGAUUAAAAUUCAUUGUAUCCGAACGACCAUACAGAACAUGGAUGCUCAGUGGGUGAAAAAAAACUGUGUAACUGCCAAGAGUUUAUGGCCCUUUCUCCAUUUCCUGCCCCAUAUAUUAAGAUUUGGGCACUUUAUUUUGGAAGAAAAUAUAUAUCUUUUACAUAUUACAUAUUUAUAUGUAUACAUGUAAGUGUGUAUAAAAUUUGUAAGCAUUGGAGGCUUUCAUUCACCAAUGCAUUUGAACAAUCUGGUGUAACUGACUUUGUUUUAUGUGACUAUAAUAAAAAGUAUAAUUUUCAAA
This is a messenger RNA of Mesocricetus auratus (golden hamster), 2261 nucleotides long. RefSeq names its product RAS like estrogen regulated growth inhibitor (gene Rerg). The record is from RefSeq and is a predicted model, not a curated record. Bases 377 to 976 code for a protein of 199 amino acids. Lineage: Eukaryota; Metazoa; Chordata; Mammalia; Rodentia; Cricetidae. The transcript has 5 exons. Gene Ontology annotation, molecular function: GTPase activity; GTP binding.